AUGAAACAGUCUGGACGGAAGCAUGAUAAAGUGACCCAUAGAAGGUGUCUCCAGAUGAUGAGCAACAUCGAGGAAGAGAUUCAAAAAAGACAAGAAGAAAGGGAUAGGGAGAGGCAAAAGCAUUGUCGGUUGCUGAAACAACUUGAAACCCUGAAAGCCGAAGAAAAUUCGAGAUUACAGCUGGCUCUCACGGCACGGGAUGCAGCAUUAGCCGAGAGUCAGCGGGUCGAGCGAGAGGUAUCUGAGUUGCGGCAGCAGCUGGAGUCCACAAACGCGGCUCUGCAGGACCAGGUCCCGUGGAAUGAUAUUCUGCUGGUGCUAGAUCAGGCACACGGAGACCUGGUGUCGACGACCACUCGAUUUUGGAACACGGUCGAUGUCCUCCAGAACAAACGACUGGCAUCUUAUUUACCGGGCUCUGGGGUCAUUCAUGAAGACUGGCCCGAGAAGGGAGUCGUGGCUACUCAGGGCGACGAUUUUCCCUUCAAUUUCUCCGAACCGAAUGUUCCGCUUCCCUAUCAGCAGGAACCCUCUUCAACCAACCGAAAUGGAUCUCUAAAGGGAUGA
This is a messenger RNA of Penicillium salamii, 567 nucleotides long. NCBI's taxonomy places the organism in Eukaryota, Fungi, Ascomycota, Eurotiomycetes, Eurotiales, Aspergillaceae. The record is from the annotation of a GenBank genome assembly.